Molecule: messenger RNA, 342 nt
Organism: Gongylonema pulchrum
Lineage: Eukaryota; Metazoa; Nematoda; Chromadorea; Rhabditida; Gongylonematidae
Source: the annotation of a GenBank genome assembly
AUGUCCAACACUGUGUUUACAUUAUCAACACUACUCAGUUCCGUGCAGAUCUAUAACGCAGUCGAGACGAUCCAGGAAGAAUCGCUUGCACACUUAUCACUUUUCGUUGAAUAUGGGCGAAUGGUGUCGGGCGAAGCAUUGCACUUUAGGCCGCCAUUCCAGGGGUGGAAAAGGGGACAUCAAAACUCUGGUGUAGAACGAGAAAAUGCAACAAAUAUGAUGAGGGAGCACAACUGUCAGAAUGACGAACCGUUUUUACUUUUUUCUUUUUUGAAGGGACCAGCGCGAUUAAGCAAAACUGCAGCAAGCGCCGAGGCGACGCAGUUCGGCUCAAGGUCAUGA